UUGAACUUGUUUCCUGGGUCCAAAGAAUAACCUUGAAUGUUAUACUGCGUGGUUAUCUAGGAUUUGGUUCCAACAUAUACGAGGAGGUCAGUGAUGUUCCUAGAGUUAUAAACGAUAUUUGGACCAAAUCAAAGGAAUUCAACAAUAAUCAGCAGUCAAUCCAAGAAUUAAAAUGUUCAUUAAAGAAUUACCUUCACAGUGCAUCCUUGAAGAAACAAGAAGGCAAAGAAGAUGACACUGGCAAUGCUCCAAAUGUGCUUCGAGAGAUUUUAAAAAUUGCGCAAAAACAUUUGGAUAAUAUUCAGAGUCUACCACAGAUUGAAUCCUGCUUUAUAAAGCCUACCGCAGAAGAAUUAGGAUCUUCGUUGAACAUUUUGCUUCCAGCAUAUGAGACAAUGUGGAGGGUUCUUUUGUAUGCUAUUUUAGAAACAAAAGUGAGGGGGUUGUUGAAGAAAAAAAACAAUAAGAAACCAGAGGAAACAACGGAAGAUAAUUUCUUAGAAGACAUUGACAAGGACGCAAAAUUUUUACUAGAUAAUCCAUCAUACUCAUUACGAAAGAAGAAUUUAAUACAUUAUAUUGUUAAAGAAACAUUGAGAUUAUAUCCAGCAACGCGGCAUAUACAUCGAGUGAAAGAUGGAAUCAAAUACUCAAUAAAUGUGGAAGCGAUUCAUCGUGACCCCUUAAUCUGGGGAAAUGAUGCCUCUCGCUUUAAACCAGAACGAUUCGAAAAUCACAUAGCGAAGAAAGAUGGCACCUACAUUCCAUUCUCUAUUGGGCCAAUGCAGUGCAUAGCAGCUGAUAAUUUUGCACCAAGAUUGGCUGCCAUUUUAAUUGCGGCGGUCAUUUCCUCAGUUGACUUUUUUGACGUUGUGGAUAACGAUGCAAUCUCUAAGUACGGGAUCGAUCCGGAUCUUCCCUUUGAGAACAAUCGACAUGCAUUUGAAAAUGUAUUUGUAAAUAUUGCAACAAGAUCAAAGUAG
Messenger RNA from Acaulospora morrowiae, 983 nucleotides. Lineage: Eukaryota; Fungi; Glomeromycota; Glomeromycetes; Diversisporales; Acaulosporaceae. The record is from the annotation of a GenBank genome assembly.